Molecule: messenger RNA, 1200 nt
Organism: Desarmillaria tabescens
Lineage: Eukaryota; Fungi; Basidiomycota; Agaricomycetes; Agaricales; Physalacriaceae
Exons: 5
Coding region: 1-1200 (399 amino acids)
Source: RefSeq, a predicted model, not a curated record
AUGUUACACACUGCACCAGAAAAAAAGAAAUGGAUUUUCCGCUUCGUAAACUUCCGUGUCAGCGCGUACGAGUCCUGGAUGAGGCCGAUGAACCUCCCUUUUCCGAGGUAUUACGAUCCUCUUUACUUUCCACAGCUGUUUCCUCGUGUCUUUGAAACUCCUGGUGGCGUCUGUGAAUGGCUGCGCAACGCUUUCGGUAGUGAGAGUGGAUGGAGCGAGGUGAGAGCAACCUAUGUCGACGGUGCUUUUUUGGUAGAGAAUACUUCGUAUGAUUUACGUGUAUUCCUUACUGUAGCAGAAAUUGAGGACGCGGCUUUCCAUCCUCGGACUUAUUAUAAAGUCUCAUACCCGACUUUACCUUCAAAUCCGUCGUGGCUCUAUCGGACUUCAGGGGAGUUAAAGGAUGCGUUCGAGGGGAUAACUGUCAAAAGGCGGGACGAAGCUAUUGACGUGGUCGUUUCGAUGUUUAUGGCUUUGGCUAGGCAGUUCAUAACACUUUCCGAUCGAGAGCUGGCCCAACUUCGUCGCUGGAUGUGUUUUGAACUUUUCCGAGAAAAAUUUAGGGAUAAGGUUUUUCCAAAAAUUAUUCGCCCUGCAAAAACUUCUUACCCGUUGGUUCAUGGGAGGGGGAAUGGAUUGCUUCGUUCGAUCGAUCCCGAACUUGACACGGCCACGUUUCGUUCGAGAACGUGGACGAUGCCUUCUGAUUUACUUAAGAGUACAUUGUUGCGAGUGCAUUACUCCCGGAGAUCAUGCUCAUUCCAUGACAAGCGGGCUGUCAAAAUAGAACUACUCCAGGAAGAGCUUUCUGGGAGAUGGCGACAGCUUCUGGGUCUUCCAGCUCCGAUUAUUGGGGAUCUAACCAAUGCUUAUACUAGUUCCAUAAGUCUGAAUAGCACAUUUGGCGUUUUGGACUUACUCGAGCUGGAGUACAGACCAUCAUUUUGCAAUAGGGUAAUUGCACCAAUGCGUGAUCGUCAUCGAAAAGGGAUGCGUAAGGUAGUGCGCCGAAAGGAAAGAGACAACAAGGAGAAAAGCAUUGCUCAGCACUUCAAUGAUAUUGAACGUGCAUGGCCUCAAGUUGUCGAUACUGAAAUGAAGCUUGAGUGUGCUCAUCAAUAUAUGGAAGGUAUGUUUGCUCAUGGGAACUCGAGGGAGGUGAACCUCUUGGGAUGUCUCGGUAUGAUGAAGCAGGGCUAG